AUGAAGCGCUCUUUGCAUGGGGAUGGGGAUCACCCUGAGAUUGCUGUGACACUGCAUGCGCUGGGCAACUUGAGCCGGCAGGCUGGAGAUCUCACUCAAGCGAAGCAGAACUUCGAUGAGUCCUUGCGAAUGAAGCGCUCUUUGCAUGGGGACGGGGAUCACCCUGAGAUUGCUGUGACACUGCAUGCGCUGGGCAACUUGAGCCGGCAGGCUGGAGAUCUCACUCAAGCGAAGCAGUACUUCGAUGAGUCCUUGCGGAUGAAGCGCUCUUUGCAUGGGGACGGGGAUCACCCUGAGAUUGCUGUGACACUGCAUGCGCUGGGCAACUUGAGCCGGCAGGCUGGAGAUCUCAAUCAAGCGAAGCAGUACUGCAAUGACUCCUUGAGAAUGAAGCGCUCCUUGUAUGGAGACACGGAUCACCAUCAGAUUUCUGUGACGCUGAAUGAGCUCGGUAAUUUGAGCCGGCAGGCUGGAGAUCUCACUCAAGCGAAGCAGUACUUCGAUGAGUCCUUGCGAAUGAAGCGCUCUUUGCAUGGGGUCGGGGAUCACCGUGAGAUUGCUGUGACACUGCAUGCGCUGGGCAACUUGAGUCGGCAGGCUGGAGAUCUCACUCAAGCGAAGCAGUACUUCGAUGAGUCCUUGAGAAUGAAGCGCUCCUUGUAUGGGGACGGGGAUCACCCUGACGUUGCUGAGACGCUGCAUGAUCUGGGGAACUUGAGUCGGCAGACUGGAGAUCUCAAGCAAGCAAAGAAAUACUUGGAUGAGUGCUUGAGAAUGAUUCGCUCCUUACAUGGAGACAGGGAUCACCCUGACAUUGCUGCAACACUGCAUGAGCUGGGCAACUUGAGUCAGCAGGCUGGAGAUCUCACUCAAGCGAAGCAGUACUUCGAUGAGUCCUUGCAAAUGGGCCGCUCUUUUCACGAGGACAGGGACCACCCUUACUUGUACAUUGCUGGAACGCUCCGUGAGCUGGGCAGUUUGAGUCGAGAGACUGGAGAUCUCAGGCAGGCGGAACAAUACUAAGCUACGAUGAGUCCUUAGAUUGCUGUGACGUGCUGUGACGCUGCAACGUGAGUCGAGACUGCUUGGCCCAGGGCAGCCCUCAAUAAGAGGUGUGGUGCUGAGUGACUCGAUCCCCUCA
Molecule: messenger RNA, 1141 nt
Organism: Cladocopium goreaui
Lineage: Eukaryota; Dinophyceae; Suessiales; Symbiodiniaceae
Source: the annotation of a GenBank genome assembly